This is a messenger RNA of Lactuca virosa, 1897 nucleotides long. The record is from the annotation of a GenBank genome assembly. NCBI's taxonomy places the organism in Eukaryota, Viridiplantae, Streptophyta, Magnoliopsida, Asterales, Asteraceae.
AUGUCGAAAGAACUUCCAAAAGAUGUAAUCAUCGACAUCCUCUCGCGUGUUCCCAUCAGAUACAUCCUCCGUUUCAAAUCCGUCUCCAAAUCAUGGUACGCUCUUUUCAAAAACCCUAAAUUCAUAACCAAACAUUUCGAAAAUCAAACCACAAGCUCCGAUGUCACUGCCCUGGAUGCAUCUUUCCUUUUUACCCCUCACAAGUCGUCGUCUCCCCCUACCGCCGCCGCUAAUCGUAACGUUGGAUUGAUCCUAUCGAACUCUGAAAAACCAAUCAAAAUUCCCAUUGAGAUCGACAUCCCGUUUCUCAGCAUCUCAAAACCCUUACGGGUCUGUGGCAGUUGUAAUGGUUUAAUCUGUUUGAGCAUUUUGCCGAUUGCAUCGAUUAUCUUGUUAUGGAAUCCUGCUACUAGGGUUUUCAAAGACCUCCCUGUAUCCCCAAUUGAUCGACCCCAAGCUGGUCCGAUUAAGGUCGUAUUAGGUUUUGCGUUUGAUGAUGUUACGAACGAUUAUAAGGUGUUGAGGAUUGUGUAUUACGGUUACCCAUUGAAUCAAGUGGAAAUGUACUCGUUGAAUACAAAUACGUGGAAGGAGAUUAAGACUCGUGUGCAGUUCUUGAUCUUUGAGUCAUCGUGUAGUGUGUUCUUGAAAGGUAGGUUUCAUUGGACAGCUAUAGGGUUCGAGGAGAUGCAUGGGAAGAAGCUGAUUGUGUGUUUUGAUUUCCGUGAAGAGGCUUUUCACUAUAUCAUGCCCCCUGAGUUCGAUUUUGGUGGAUGGGAUGCUGAAGGUGAAGAUUCAAGUAUGUCUAAAGUCAGUUGGACUGCUGUAGCUUUUAAGGAUUCAUUAGCAGUGAUUGGUUCAGCUGGGAAUGGAUCUGGGAAGAGGUUUGAGGUGUGGGUGAUGAAAGAAUAUGGGGUGGUUUCUUCAUGGACAAAGUAUAGGUCUUUUGAACUUCAAACCAAAGUUGGGAGGCCAUUGGGGUGUGGAUUGAAAGGUGAGUUUUUGUUGGAGAAGGAUAAUAAUCAGUUGGUUUUAUAUGAUUCAGAUUCUCAGAGGAUCAAGAAUUUGGGGAAUCAUGGAGUUGCUUAUUGGUCUGAUGUGUUUAAUUAUGUUGGAAGUUUACUUCCUAUCAAUGGAGGGAAGGUUGCUCAAAGAACCAAUUUAUCAUCUGUGGUUCCUGACAUCUUCUUUGUUCGAAAGAUGGACCUUACAAUCGACCGCAACAACAAUCUCAUGCACACUGUCUAUUGGCAACAUGCUGAUGCACCUUAUGAAGUAUCUUCAAUAUCACUUGUUCCUAGCUCUAUGCCUGGUGUUGUAGGUCGAAUGGGUUCAUUGGGGUCCACUCAGGACAGAGUGUAUGGGCUACCCUUUGCCUUUAGGGUUACAUCUCAACCUCCGAUACAAAACGUAUCACGCAAUACCACCAACCAAAGAAACAGAUACCCGAGGCAAACAUCAACCACCCAAUCUCCAAUUUUAACCGAGCAAAAUAAAGGGCUUGAGAAGCUUAAGAAAGAAAUUUACAACCCGGGGUUGCAAAGGGUAAGUUUAUAUUAUAGGGAUCCUGAUUUUAGAGCCAAAUCACGAGAGAAACAUAACAAAGAAGAUGGCAAAAGAUGUGCGGUUUGUUUAGACGAUUUUGAAGCGGGAGAAAUGGUGACAUUGACACCGUGUAAUCAUAUGUUUCAUGGAGAUUGUAUUGUGCCAUGGGUGAAGAGUAAUGGCCAAUGUCCGGUUUGUCGGUUUGUUAUUAGUGAUAGGAGUAAAGAGCGUGAAGGAAUGGGAACGAGUGAUAAUCACAGGGUUGUGGUGGGAGGUGAUAUGGUUCCAAGAGAUUUGAUUGAUUUUAUUAGACAUAUGGAAGGUAGAAGUUGAUCUUGAAAGGAAUAGUGUG